GAGAUAAGAACCAGCUCAAAACCUCCUGGCCCCGUUUGCAAGCUCCAGCCACCUUCACCUCCCCCUGGGGCUCGUCUCGUUCCGGCUUUACCUCUGCAGAGGGAUGGGGCUGCUGCUGAAGAUUCUCAUCCCUUUGCUGGGAGCAGCACUGGCCUUUUAUUUUUACUCAGCACCCGAGAACUUUAGUGAAGAGCUGCUCCGGGGCAAGCGGGUGAUCGUGACAGGAGCCAGCAGCGGCAUCGGGGAGCAGAUGGCAUAUCACCUGGCACGGAUGGAGGCACACCUGCUGCUCACAGCACGGACAGAGGCCAGGCUGCAGAAAGUUGUGGAGCGGUGCCUGGAGCUCGGCGCUGCCUCCGCCCGCUACAUCAGCGGCUCCAUGGACAACCCCGCCCUGCCCGAGGAGGUGCUCAGGGAGGCUGAGAACACCUGGGGUGGCCUGGACAUGCUCAUCCUGAACCACAUCGGCCAGAGCAGCUUCACCUACUUCAGCGGGGACGUGGGGCACGUCCGCAGCCUCAUGGAGACCAACUUCCUCAGCUACGUGGCCCUGGCCACGGCUGCCCUGCCCAUGCUGAAGGAGAGCGAGGGCAGCAUCGUGGUGGUUUCGUCCAUAGCAGGUAAAAUUGCUGGCCCUUUUACCGCUCCCUAUUCCGCCACCAAGUUCGCCUUAGAUGGAUUUUUCAGCUCCUUGAGGCAGGAGCUCGUCAUAGACAAGGUCAACGUCUCCAUCACGCUCUGCAUCCUGGGCUACAUCAACACAGAGAGCGCCGUGCGGGCCGUGUCCCACGUCAUCCCGGACACCCCGGCCCCCAAGGAGGAGUGCGCCCUGGAGAUCAUCCGGGCCGGGGCUCUGCGCCGCAGGGAGCUGCACUACCCCGCCCGGGCCAUCAGCAGCAUGCUGCUCCUCCGCAGCCUCGCCCCCGAGCUCGUGGACUCGCUGGUCCGCAGCAGCUACCGCCUGGAGAACGUCCGGAGAACAUAG
Molecule: messenger RNA, 985 nt
Organism: Serinus canaria (Common canary)
Lineage: Eukaryota; Metazoa; Chordata; Aves; Passeriformes; Fringillidae
Product: 11-beta-hydroxysteroid dehydrogenase 1-like
Exons: 6
Coding region: 104-985 (293 amino acids)
Biological process (GO): steroid catabolic process
Cellular component (GO): endoplasmic reticulum membrane; intracellular membrane-bounded organelle
Molecular function (GO): steroid binding; 11-beta-hydroxysteroid dehydrogenase (NADP+) activity
Source: RefSeq, a predicted model, not a curated record